UCUUCCUAGUUGAAGGAACAUGGCUGAACUCAUCCUUUCAUUUUUCCUGUCUGUGUUGUUUAUAGUUGUUCUGAGCCUUUGUUUGCGUCAUUUCUUCCCAUUGACCACAACAAAGCGGCCUGCACCUCCUGGGAGCUUCGGCUGGCCUUUACUUGGUGAAACUUUCAGUCUUCUGCGACCUCAUGCAUCAAACGAACUUGGGCAGUUCUUGUCUGGCCACUGCUCUAGGUAUGGGAAAGUGUUCAAGUCUCAUCUGUUUGGCUCGCCAACUGUAGUCUCCUGUGAUCAUGAGUUGAAUACCUUCAUCCUUCAAAAUGAAGAGAAGCUCUUUGAGUGCAGCUAUCCCAACUCUAUCCAUGGUGUACUGGGGGAGUCCUCCAUGCUGGUUGUGGUUGGAGAGAAGCACAAGAGGCUGAGAAGCCUUGCUCUCGCACUCGUAUUUGCAGCAAAAUCAAAGCCUGAGUUUCUCAUCGACAUUGAGAGAACUGCGAUCUUGGUCAUGGAGUCUUGGAAAGACAAGGAUGAAGUUGUCUUUUCUGCUGAGGCGAAGAAGUUCACAUUUGAUGUGAUAGUCAAACAGAUUCUCAGUUUGACGCCGGAUGACCCCAGAACAACAAGAAUAUUGGAAAGUUUCCUUACUUUCAUGAAGGGGUUGGUCUCCUUUCCUCUCUAUAUUCCUGGAACACCAUAUGCUAGGGCAGUGCAGGCCAGAUGUGAGAUACACACCAUCGUGAAAGCUGUUCUUGAAGAAAGGAGCAAUGCUGGAGAACCGUCUAGAAACAUGGGGGACUUUCUUGAUGUACUUAUUUCAAACACCACCUUAUCUGUGGAUGAGAAAGUGAGCCUUGUGGUAGACCUUUUGUUAGGUGGCCACGAGACCACCUCCUUGUUGAUCUCUAUGAUGGUCUACUUUCUUGGUCACUCACCAUCUGUCCUCAAGCAACUAAGGGAAGAACAUAUAAAAAUUCGUAGAAGAAAACAGAAGCGAGAGUUUUUAAAUUGGGAGGAUUAUAAUGCUAUGGAAUGCACGCAACAGGUGAUCAAUGAGGCUCUGAGAUGUGGGAAUGUGGUGAAGUUUCUGCACAGGAGGGCCAUUAAGGACGUCAAAUUCAAAGAUUACUUUAUUCCUGCCGGAUGGAAGGUGCUCCCCGUUUUCAGUGCUGUACAUCUUGAUCCAUCUCUUCAUCUAAACGCACAUCAAUUUCAUCCAUGGAGAUGGAAGGGCCAUACAUCAAGUAAGAAGUUUACACCCUUCGGAGGAGGACCUAGGUUUUGUCCGGGCUCUGAUCUGGCAAAAGUGGAGACUGCCUUCUUCCUCCACCAUUUUCUACUAAAUUUCAGCUGGACGGCACAUGAUGCAGAGGAGCCGACGGCCUACCCCUACGUAGAGUUCCGGCGAGGCCUCACCAUUCAUCUGCAGAGACUUCCAGCUUCCUCCUAGCCUUCUCUCUCACUGUAAGAGAGCAAGAGAGAAAGGGAGGCAGUGUGUGUGUGUGUGUGUGGACGGGUGCGUGCAGCAAAGAGAGAGUGUGUGUGAGGGGAAAAUGAUACUUCAUGUGUACGUUGGGGAAGGAGGAGGAGGAGAUGGAAGAAGAUGCUGCAGUACUGCCUGCCUGCGUGCCUGCCGGCCUGCCUGCGAGCAGCGGCAGCAAAGGCAGCAGGGUGCACGUGUAGUUGGUACGUGGGAAUGGACAUUCUACACGUGCCGUCCUCAGCCGUUUCUGUCAGGCGAAGGGGGGCACGUGGGGGCCUAGGUCUCUUU
Messenger RNA from Nymphaea colorata (pocket water lily), 1762 nucleotides. RefSeq names its product cytochrome P450 724B1-like. Bases 20 to 1441 code for a protein of 473 amino acids. The transcript has 9 exons. Gene Ontology annotation, molecular function: heme binding; oxidoreductase activity, acting on paired donors, with incorporation or reduction of molecular oxygen; iron ion binding. Gene Ontology annotation, biological process: sterol metabolic process. The record is from RefSeq and is a predicted model, not a curated record. Lineage: Eukaryota; Viridiplantae; Streptophyta; Magnoliopsida; Nymphaeales; Nymphaeaceae.